This is a messenger RNA of Bursaphelenchus okinawaensis, 1069 nucleotides long. NCBI's taxonomy places the organism in Eukaryota, Metazoa, Nematoda, Chromadorea, Rhabditida, Aphelenchoididae. The record is from the annotation of a GenBank genome assembly.
AUGUGGUCAAGCAAAGCAGCUCGUGCGGCUACUAGGAAGUAUGUUGAUUACGACUACGCCAGACACAUGCCUAAGAGAUAUGUAGACAAGAUGAAGCGUACCGUGCCAUUUAAAGAGUUUGACAACAGAUUGGGGGCUCCAAAGAUGACAUAUUGGAAGUAAGUCUGCUUACCAAAAGUUUUAUUUUUUAGAGUUUCACCUGCUGAUUACGUGCCAUCAUCUUCUCGCCCAUGGGAGGGGAAAACUGCACAGGAAAACCAAAACAGAGCAUUGACUUCCACACAGUACCAACUGGCAGCAAAGUUUCUCAAAAAACUAGCAAAUAAUACUGUUGUUGUGCCUGCUGAGAAGUGGACCUUCUUCCCUGGUGACACGGUCCAAGUGAUGGUAGGAAAGGACAAGAACCGACAAGGCCUUGUUAGUCACGUCAUCCGCGAAACUGGUGCUGUUUUUGUAGAUGGUCUGCAUUUGGUAUGUUGUAUUAUUAGAAAUUUUGGGUUGUCUUGAUUUUUUUAAUUUUUCAAUUUUAGAAAUUAGAGAAGUCUGAAUCAAAGCAUAUGGAAGAGAUCCAGAACUCGUACAGGUACACCAUGCAGCCAUUGUAUCCUGUGAAGGGUGAAGUUCGACUUGUUGAUCCGAAUGAUUCGUAUGUUUAAUAUUUAUCGUUUUCAAUUGGUUAAUUUAGAGAACCGUGUUUGGUUGAAUGGAUCGAAAAGGAUGACACCUAUAUCAGAGUGAGUAAACGAACAGGGAUCGAGAUUCCAUUGCCAAGUCAAGCUGUGGUUACGUAUGAAUACGUUAAUCCCGCCACCUAUAUCGGUGAGUAACUAUGUUCCCAUUCAUGCUGAGAUACGUGACGUUUUUUUAUUUUCGAAAGCUGCUCGCUUCAAAUUCUUCUAAUAUUUAGUCCAUAUGCUGUACAACUUUAGAAUGUGUGGAGAAGGAUACUCCGAUGAAGGCAACGCUGCGCAGAACAUACGAACCCAAGAUGUCUACGUUUGAAGAUGAUGUAGCUGAUUCUCUAGCGCUUCCCAAACAACCACCAUCAAAACCAACUUAUUGGUAUUAG